ACAAACGUUCUCCCACUACCCCACACACGCCUCAAACAAUUCCUUUCUUCACUCUCUCUCUCUAAAACCGCAUCCACCAGUCAGUUACUUUCCCGAUGUCCGGAAGAGGCCGUGGACGCGGCGGUCCUCCAUCAGGCCGCGGCGGUCCUCCACCAGGCCGCGGCGGUCCUCAACCUGGCCGUGGCCGCGGUGGAGUUCAACCAUCACCAUCGGUUCCAUCUCCUCAACAACCGGCCGGCAGAGGAAAUGCCGGUCCGUCUGUUCCUGUUCCUGUUCAGUCAGUCUCACCGUCGUUGCCUAGGGUUGAGAAUCUGUCGAUAAGUUCACCCUCAGCGCCGCCGUCACAGGCUCCUGCCGGUCCUAGGGUUACCGCUACAGGUUCAGGCUCGCAACAACCGGCAAUGCAACAGCGUCCGGUUCAGUCGCCUCCGGCACAGCAACAGGUGGCAGACGCACCGUUGGUGCCGUCGUCGUCGAAGAAGAUAAGUGCACCGUUGAGGAACGGUUUUGGAACGAUCGGACGGAAAUGUGUGAUUAAGGCGAAUCACUUUCUUGUGGAUCUAGGUCAAAAGGAUCCUCACCAGUAUGAUGUGUCAAUUUCUCCUGAGGUUACAUCAAAGACCAAAUGCAAAGAAAUCAUGAAAUUUCUUAGCUCUCUAUACCGGGCUUCCCACCUGGGAAAUUUGCUAUUAGCUUAUGAUGGAAAGAAGAGUGCGUUUGCUGCGGGUCCAUUGCCCUUUGAGUCGAAAGAGUUCGCUGUUAAAAUCACUGAGCAGGAUGGGUAUAAUCUAAUAUUCAUGCAUAUAUAUAUAUAUUUUAUUGUUUCAAAAACAUUGUUUUAUAUGGUUGUUGGUGUGCAUUCCAGACGGGAACGUGACUUCAGGGUUACAAUUAAGUUCGCUGCAAAAAAAGAUCUUCACUAUCUGAAGCAGUUCUUGAGUGGCAGACAGCAUGAUAGUCCUCAAGAAACAAUUCAAGCUCUUGAUGUGGUUUUAAGAGAAUCAGCGUCAUCAGGUCGUGAAGUAGUUGGGCGGUCGUUGUUCAGCGCUGAAUUUGGCCAAGGUGUGCUUGGUGAUGGCAUCGAGUAUUGGAAAGGAUUUUAUCAAAGUCUCAGACCAACCCAAAUGGGGUUAUCACUUAAUAUUGAUAUGUCGGCUAGGGCUUUUUAUGAACCAAGGUUGGUCUCUGAUUUUAUUGGAGAAUUUCUUAACAAAGAUUUAGCUAGAUCACUAACAGACCAAGAACGUAUCAAGGUGAAAAGAGCUCUUAGAGGUGUUAGAGUGGAGGUCCAUCGCCAAAAUUACAUGAGGCGAUACAAGGUUCAAGGAUUAACUAUCCAACCAGUUAACCAGCUAACCUUUCCUGAUGAAACCGGGGCUGUUAUCUCGGUUGUCCAGUACUUUCGAGAUAAGUACAAUGUUCAUCUUCGUUAUCCUUUGCUUCCCGCAAUUCAAGCAGGCUCGGAUGCUAAGCCCACAUAUUUGCCAACAGAGAUUUGCUGGCUUGCUGGUGGUCAAAGAUAUGGACUGAAGCUCAAUGAAAAGCAAGUUACUAACUUGCUAAGGGCCACAUGUCAACGCCCAAGGGACCGUGAGGAAAGCAUUAUGAAGACUAUGCGUAGUAACAAAUACAACGAGGAUGAACUUGUCAACAAAGAUUUUGGCAUGCGAGUGAGAGAACAACUCACUUCUAUUGAUGCACGCGUUCUUCCACCACCACCAGUCCAAUAUCAUGGUUCUUCUGAAGUAAAACCACUAGUUGGUCAAUGGAAUAUGAUUGACUUGAAAAUGAUCAACGGAGGCACCGUAAAUUAUUGGGCGAUUGCCAACUUCUCAAGGCAACGAGAAGAUGCAGUCAUGCGUUUUUGUAGUGAACUUGUUCAGAUGUGUCAGAACAAGGGAAUCGUUUUCAACCCCCAACCUUUAAUUCGAAUGGUAUCUACUGCGCCACACAACAUCGAGAAAGCUUUAGCUGAUAUUAAGUCUCAGUGUGGUGCGCAACUGAAAAAAGUUGCACCGGACAGCCAACUUCAAUUGCUGUUUGUGAUUCUUCCUGAAGCUAAAGGAACCUACGGAAGAAUUAAACGAGUGUGUGAAACGGAGCUUGGUAUUGUAUCUCAGUGCUGUAAGCCUACUCACGUAAUGAAGCUUAGCAAGCAAUACUUUGAAAAUGUUGCCAUGAAGAUAAAUGUGAAGGUAGGGGGAAGGAACAGUGUCUUGUCUGCGUCCCUCAAUGGUAGACUACCUUACGUAACUGAUCGUCCGACCAUAAUCUUUGGAGCUGAUGUCACCCAUCCUUCACCAGGAGAGGAUUCAGCUCCUUCCAUUGCUGCCGUCGUUGCUUCUAUGGACUGGCCUCAAGUUACCAAGUACAAAGCAUUGGUAUCUGCACAACCACAUAGACAGGAGAUUAUUCAAGAUCUGUACACCAAGAAGGGUGAAACCCAUGCAGGUUUGAUUAGGGAGCUUCUGAUAUCUUUUAAGAGGUCUACUGGACACAAACCUCACCGUAUAAUUUUUUAUAGAGACGGAGUAAGUGAGGGGCAAUUCAAUGAGGUUUUACUAAAUGAAAUGGACAGCAUUCGUAAGGCAUGUGUUUCAUUGGAGCCGAACUAUAUGCCACCUGUUACAUUUAUCGUGGUGCAAAAGAGGCAUCAUACUCGCUUCUUCCCUGAUAAGCAUGGUGAUAGGAAUUCUACUGACAGGAGUGGCAAUAUUCUUCCUGGGACUGUUGUUGAUACAAAGAUUUGCCACCCGACUGAAUUUGAUUUCUAUCUCUGUAGCCAUGCUGGCAUUCAGGGGACGAGUCGCCCAACACAUUAUCAUGUGCUGUAUGAUGAGAACAAGUUUACCGCAGAUGGUUUGCAGAUGCUCACCAAUUCUCUCUGCUACACGUAUGCGAGGUGUACUCGAUCCGUCUCUAUCGUUCCUCCUGCAUACUAUGCUCAUUUGGCUGCCUUCCGAGCCCGUUCUUACAUGGAGGGUGCAGACCUAUCUGACAGCGAUUCACGUGGGGGGCGUGCAACAAGAGAGAGGGUUGCGGAAGUGAAGCCACUCCCGGUCAUUCACGAGAGUGUCAAGAGUGUGAUGUUUUAUUGCUGAAGUGGUGGGGGUGUUUUGAAGUUGUAAACUCAUGGGUAUGGUAUGAUGGUUGACUUUUUGGUUUUUAGUUAUCUUUGGGCGUGGGCGGGCUUGCAUUUUGGCAUGUAGAUGUGUAAAUAACACAGAGCAAAGCAUAGCAUCAUAGCGUAGUGCUUUUCUUGCUUUUGCCAACGACGUUGGAGUUGACUUGUUUGACCUGCUUUUGAGCAUGUGUCAUUUUGAACAUGAAAUCCAACUUGUUUGACCUGCUUUUGAGCAUGUGCCAUUUUUAACUUGAAAGGGAAGGUUGACUUUUGGUAGUA
This is a messenger RNA of Helianthus annuus (common sunflower), 3403 nucleotides long. Its product is annotated as protein argonaute MEL1. The transcript is spliced from 21 exons. Bases 96 to 3101 code for a protein of 1001 amino acids. The record is from RefSeq and is a predicted model, not a curated record. Gene Ontology annotation, biological process: regulatory ncRNA-mediated post-transcriptional gene silencing. Gene Ontology annotation, molecular function: RNA binding; protein binding. Gene Ontology annotation, cellular component: cytoplasm. NCBI's taxonomy places the organism in Eukaryota, Viridiplantae, Streptophyta, Magnoliopsida, Asterales, Asteraceae.